CUGGGGACGGCAUGUCUCCAUCCUCGAGAAAAGAACUGGAAGACUUUUCACAUGAAAACUUGGGAGGAUGCCUCGUCUUGUGUUUUUAAUCUUCGGACUGAAUCAUUCUGCAGACGAGGAGAUGUUCCUUUCUAGCUUGGGACCUUCAUGAGUCAGAUAACUCUGACAGUCCAGCCGAUAUGGACCGCGUGAGCAGGAAUAAAGCGGAGCAUGGGCGACAAACGCACCAGGUCUUACAGAGCACUCCUUUGGACCUGAUUGAAACAGGCAAGUCCCUCAAAGUCCAGGCAGAGCGCCCCCACCUGGUUAGCCUGGGAAGUGGACGCUUGAGCACAGCCAUCACUUUACUACCACUGCUGGAAGGAAAAACCACACUGGGAAGUGAGGGGACAGAUAUCCCCCUGCAGGGCCCCGGCAUCACAGCUAAGCACUGCUACAUUGAAAACCAGGCAGGCAACAUCACCUUGUACCCAUGUGGGAACCAGUGUUCAGUAGACGGCCUUCGCAUCACCAAACCCUGUCGGCUUACUCAAGGCUGCAUGCUGUGCUUCGGUCAGUCGGCCUUUUUCCGUUUCAACCAUCCUGAAGAGGCUCAGAGGAUGAAGAGCAUGCUACCCGAGGGGAGCCGCGGGCUGAGCGCCACAAAAACUCCUGACCCCCAUAAGACUCUGAAUGGGAACCAUGACUCCAAAAUUAACAACAUGGCAAAAACCCUGCAGGACUCUUUGGUGCUCAAGACUUCAUCAUCGUCAUUGUCAGGGAUUGGUAAACAGCCUGUUCCCCCAGAGAUGCUAAAUGGAAGCAGCAGCUCCAAAAUAGAUAUCUCCAUUUAUGAGAACAGCAGCAGCUUCUUGAGCCAGAACCUUGAUGGCCAUCCAGUACCUGCCCAGUCAGCUCAUACCAAUCACACCCCUGUCCCGCAUCCACGGACCUCACUCUCUGUGGCUGCAAGUGGUACCAGUGGAGAUUUGGAGAGUCCAAAGCCUCUAAGAAACAUGAGGACAGAGGCAUCGUGCCCCACACCAUAUAUCAGGGGGUCAGGACAGAGCACAGAAAACUUAAGCCAAAGUCACAAACCACCAUCCCUCAAGUUUUCCCCAAAGGCUCCAUCCAGCCCUCAAUUAAGAGUUUCCUCCCUACAGAAGAGAUCCCAAAGCCCCUUGCGCGAGCAGGGUCAGUAUCUCUCCCAUGUAGACGUACCUCAAAGGCUCAUUAAUCCAGACCCAUCUGGGUCCAGCAGCCUUAGAGAACUUCCUCCGCUCAGCCCUCACAUGUCCUGCAGAGGGACAUCAGGAUCGCAGGGUUCGUCUCUCCCCUUUACCUCACAAGGCUUCACUGCUAAACCCAUCCCAGAGAGCCCCCAGGGCAACCGGAAACCCACAACUCCUUCAAAAGCAGAAGUCAUGAGGGCACAAUAUGCCCAGAGUCCAUCACCACUCCCUGGAAUGGAGAAGGAGCAAGGAAGCAGGCAGUUAAGGCCUGCCCCGGGAAAUGCCACCAUCUCAGGCUUAGGCUCUGUGUCUGGUAUGUCUCCUCUCACUAGCCCUCAAAGCCUAAGAAAGACCUCUUGUGUGACUGUGAAGGGAUCAUCGAGCAAGGAACCAAAUCUUUCAAAACCAUAUACACGGGAACGCAAAAACAGCAUCUCUGAGAUCAGUGACAAUGAGGACGAGCUGCUUGAAUAUCAUCGAUGGCAGAGAGAGGAGAGGCUGCGUGAGCAGGAAAUGGAGAAACUGGAGCGACAGAGAUUGGAGACCAUCCUGAACUUGUGCGCAGAGUAUAACCAUGAGGAUGGUUCUGUGGAGCUGGUGAGGAGUGGCCUGCUGGGUGCUGCUAGAGGACUUUGCUCAGACUUGGGAGGUGGGAUGGCUCUGCCGGGAGACGGUCGACACCAGAGGGUGAGAGAAAAUGACGAGGAAAUCCAGAGAGAGGAGUCUAGCAGCACAGAGAGCACACAUCAAGAGUGUGAAGAGCUGUUAGCUGGACAGCAGCAGAUGUACCUGGAGGAGGAGAGGAACAGGAUCUUGGCCAGGGUUGAUGACUUGAAGCACAGAGUUAGCGAGCUGGAGCAGCAGCUACAAGAGACCAAACAUGAGGUGGAGAUGGAGCAAGCCCUGCUGCAAGCGGAGAGGCGGGCAGAGCAGGAGCAGGUGGAGGCUGAAAAUGAAAUGAUCUCCCAGUUACAGCUCAAACUCAGCCAGAUGGACAAGGCCACCCAGAAGGAGAAGGACAAGGGGAGGGCUAAUGUGUCGGCUGAGCGGAAGGCCCUGGAAAAGCAGAGGAAUGAGUACAAUGAGCUGAAGAGGCAGUUUGAUAAGUGCCCCUUGUCUCUAAGGGAACAGUUACAGGAGCAGCUCAGCAGGAAAGCUGAAGCUCUGGAGUCUGGGACCAAGCAGUUUGAGGAGAUGGAGUUCUGCCAGCUGGAGGAAGAGAGCCGCCUAGAGGAGAAGAAGGAAGCUCAGAGCUCACAGCUGCUCCAAGAGCGAGCUGAGUAUCACGGUAGCGUGGCCAAGAGGAAGGAGAAGAUGGCUGCUCUAGAAACUCAGGUGAAGCAGUUGGGGUUACAGGCAUCCCAAGACUGUGAAAGGUUGGCAAAGGACAGGAUAGUGACUUUGCAUCUGUUACAAAAGGAGCAAGACAAGCUGUGUGUCCUGGAGAAGAAGUACAACACCUUGACAGGAGGGCGAAACUUUCCAAAGUGCAGUGACAGCAGCAUGAAAGAGGAAUUGCUUCACAUCAGCGAACCCAACCUUAUUUAUGUGGAUGGUUCUCCUCAUAGUCCCUGUCCUUCCUCUGCCUCCUUCUCCUCCUCAUCCUCUCACAUCCCCUCCCCUGAACUCUAUCCUGUCAGGCUACAAGAGGAGUACCUCAGGAUGUCUGAUGUCUAUAGGAUGUAUGGAAAUGCUUACAUGCAGCCUCACUCUUCUUCUCCUGCUGCUCUCCACUGCCUCUCCCUCACUGUGGCUCCUGCUCUGCCAACUGAGGAGUACAUCACAGUUAGUCAGUUAAGUCAGAUCUUUGGGAUGCAGCGAGUUGAUACCUCCUCUUCCUCCUCCUCCUCUAUGCCAUCAUUCCAACUUGCCUCCUCUGAAUCCACCCUCUCAUGCCACACAACUGCACGUGGUCCUUCCUCCUUUCUCUCUGCACAGAGCCAGCCUGAGCUGAGCAGGAAUGCAUUGCCGCCUCUUAAUCUUGAGCGCUGGUAUCAGGAAAUCAUGGCAGCUGGAGAGCCUCAGCCAUGCCCUCCACCGCUGCCUGCAAAGUCUUUUGCCGCACGCAGACAUGGGCAGCUGUCAAAAUCCAAAUCUGAUGGUGAAGUUGGACAGGGAUCAUCAAACAGAAGCACCACUGCACUGCCACACUGCAGUGGUGCUGCACAGGAGAAAAAUGCAUCCACAAAGGGGUUACACUUAGCGCUGAGAGAGAUGUCAAACCCAUUGGAGAUGGACUCCAGAAGGCAACUGGCUCUGCCGAGCAGAGAUGCAUCUCCCACAGUCCAUCACUCCAUCCUGCAUCACCAGCCGCCACCCAGUGGCAACCAGGCGUAUGACACCCUGAGUCUGGAGAGCUCAGACAGCAUGGAGACCAGCGUCUCCACCGGCAACUCCGCCUGUACCCCAGAAAGCGCCUGUGGGUUAGAGGCCCAGAGGAUAGAAGAGAUGGAAAAGAUGCUGAAAGAAGCACAGCAGGAGAAAGCCCGACUGAUUGAGAACAGAGAGAGGGAGGUGCAGGCUCGGCGGCAGAUGUUAGAGGAGGAGCGGAGGAGGCGAGAGGAGGCCGAGAGGAGGCUUCAGGAUGAGACGGCCCACAGGCAGAGGCUGGUGGAGGAGGAGGUGAAGAUGAGAGAGAAGCAGUUCUCCCAGGCCCGUCCAAUGACGCGCUAUCUGCCGAACCGCAAGGAGGAGUUUGACCUGCGUGCCCACGUGGAGUCGUGCGGCCACAACAUAGAUACCUGCCCCUUCGUCAUCCUUUCAGAGAAAAUGUGCAAGGGCCACCUGGUGAAGAUGGGCGGCAAAUUCAAAUCCUGGAAGAAACGCUGGUUCGUUUUUGACCGUCUCAAGAGGAACUUCUGUUAUUACGUGGACAAGCAUGAGACCAAGCUGAAAGGGCUCAUUUACUUUCAGGCGAUCGAAGAGGUUUAUUAUGAUCACCUACGCAGCGCCACCAAGAGCCCUAAUCCAUCUUUGACCUUCUGUGUGAAAACUCACGACCGACUUUACUACAUGGUGGCCCCAUCCCCCGAGGCCAUGAGGAUCUGGAUGGAUGUCAUAGUAACGGGUGCAGAGGGCUAUACGCAGUUCAUGAGCUGAGGGACCAAAGGGUGAGCGAUGCGGUUGAUGUCGGCAACUGAGUGAGCACCCAGACACCUGCGAGCCAACCCGAGCGGCUCGCUGCCAGAGCCGGGACUGAAAUCAAACAGGCUGACGGCGUUUAACGGAUGGACUUUUAAAGAGAUGAAUAAUCUUGGGCCCGAUGCCUUUGAGCAGAUGAGGGUUCACUCAUGACAAGGGUGCAUUUCAGAGAAUACGAGAGUUGUAUUUAUCUUUCAGCCAGAGCUGUGUGAGUAGAAAAAAACAGUCUGAGUAGCCUGCCAGUAGAUUUGUAAGACUUCUCAGCUACAUCAAUCACAUUCAAGUACCAAAUGUACUGUCAGUAAUUACAUUAUGAUAUUUCAGGAAGAACUUUUCUUACUUUAUAUAAGCUCAAACUGUUUACACCUCUGAAGCUGAUCUAUGCAUGCAGUUUUUUCACGCUAACCUUUUUGAUAAAUUUGUACUUUCCCAGUUUAACUUUUUGCAAAUUAAAAAAAUAGCCUCUCAGUAUUUAAAAAAAUAAAUAAAUAAAAAUCACUAUAUAAAGUAAAAACAACUUAAACAGCUACUCUAAAAUAUCUGAUUGAGAUACAUAUUAUUUGGUGCCAAAUACUUGUUUAUUAAACAAAUGUUAAUACCACUCUAUGUAUUAUGCUAGGAGCUUUUCAUUUAGGCAAAGCUGUCUGUAUUUUACAUAAAUACCCAAUGUCAAGCUAAAGUAUAAUAAGAUUUUAAUAAGAAUGAUAAAUUAUAUAAUAGUAUUGUAA
Archocentrus centrarchus (flier cichlid) is the source of this 5080-nucleotide messenger RNA. It is a transcript of the gene phldb1a, whose product is annotated as pleckstrin homology-like domain, family B, member 1a. The record is from RefSeq and is a predicted model, not a curated record. Bases 180 to 4310 code for a protein of 1376 amino acids. Gene Ontology annotation, molecular function: protein binding. NCBI's taxonomy places the organism in Eukaryota, Metazoa, Chordata, Actinopteri, Cichliformes, Cichlidae. Gene Ontology annotation, cellular component: basal cortex. The transcript is spliced from 25 exons. Gene Ontology annotation, biological process: regulation of microtubule cytoskeleton organization.